Molecule: messenger RNA, 723 nt
Organism: Ilyonectria robusta
Lineage: Eukaryota; Fungi; Ascomycota; Sordariomycetes; Hypocreales; Nectriaceae
Exons: 1
Coding region: 83-577 (164 amino acids)
Source: RefSeq, a predicted model, not a curated record
GCUUCCUCCCAAUCUCACCCCCUAUUAGGCUUCUCUAGGCCCACGGGAUAGAUCUACACUCGCCCUGGACGGCUUCCAAGCGAUGGCUUGUUCGCUUGCCGUGGUACCGGGACGCUCCAGAACGCGGGAGCCCACGGGACUUGCUGAGGGCGUGUGGGAACAGAACACCUUGACGAAGAGGGUUUCAACCAAGAAACGCCGUGCCCGUCUGCUGUCCCCAGUGUAUCCCAGCUGGACAAAAUUUCUAAAUUCGCCCACGCCCAUCUGGGUAACCUUUGCACUCCCUUUCCCGAGGGCGACAGUGCCGGCCGAAGGUGGUUCCCGACCGCAAACGUUCUCGCGACUGGAAUGUGGAUGUUUCGCUUGUUUUGGUUUCGCUCGCGGGACGGUGAGGGCGGAGGACGAGGCCCAAGGGCGCCAGACAGGCGGAAUCGGGGGCGGAUCGAUGGCGCUGAGGGCAGAGUUUGGAGGUCGGCGAGGUAGAGCGAAUAGAGGGCGCUUCUCGGGGAGGCCGUGGACAGGACGAGACGAGGCCGGAGAGUCACCAGGGACAAUGACGAGCGUACGGGUCGGCUGAGCCGCCUCUCAGGAGCUAGGAGAUGCUUAACAUGGAGUAGACGAAGGAUGACUGGGCGAAGAACGAAGAGGAGGCAGACAAGAGGCUUGUCCCAUGCUGUUUCCGGGAGCGGGAAUCACGGGAUGGCCACGCAACGAGCCGGCCAA